Messenger RNA from Drosophila eugracilis, 276 nucleotides. Its product is annotated as kunitz-type serine protease inhibitor homolog alpha-dendrotoxin. Lineage: Eukaryota; Metazoa; Arthropoda; Insecta; Diptera; Drosophilidae. Gene Ontology annotation, molecular function: serine-type endopeptidase inhibitor activity. The record is from RefSeq and is a predicted model, not a curated record. The coding region runs from base 4 to 276 and encodes 90 amino acids. The transcript is spliced from 2 exons.
ACCAUGAAAUUCCUUUUGGUCUUGUGCUGCCUCGUCCUCUGUGUGGCCCUCAGCUCUGCUCAGUGCAAUGGACGUCCUCGCUUCCAGGAUUGCCAUGGCGGCAAGGACGAAGGUGUCAGACAGAAGCACCAUUGUAUAAGUGAGCCCAAUCCUGAGAUGUGGUACUAUAACCACGCCACCAACCAGUGCCUGAAAAUGCAGUACCACGGCUGUGGCGGCAACAACAAUCGCUAUUGCUCUUUGGUCGGCUGUCAAAGGUCCUGCAUUCGUAAUUAA